AUGGCGAAAGGCCAGAAAAAACAAUAAAAAUGGACUCAAUGGAGGAAGAACAAUGUUUACAUCAGUGUGAAAACUAUAUUCAAAAUCAUAAUAUUCAAGUAUUAUUAAAAGAUUGUAUAGUUCAGCUAUGUUUACAUAAACCUGAAAAUCCUGUAACGUUUUUGAGACAGUAUUUUCAAAAACUAGAACGAGAGCAAGUGAAGGCGGCUGCAGCGGCUGCGGCGACGUCGGAGGGCGAAGCGGAUGGGGAGCUCUCGCCGCUGCCAGUGCCGGGCGGCCAGCUGCCCCGGCGCCGCGGGGGCAUCAGCGCCGAGCCCGUCACAGAGGAAGAUGCUACUAGCUAUGUCAAAAAGGUGGUGCCAAAAGACUAUAAGACAAUGGGCGCGUUGUCGCGAGCGAUCGCAUCCAAUGUGCUGUUCACACAUCUCGACGAAUCGGAACGCGCCGACAUGUUCGACGCCAUGUUCCCGGUGCAGUGUCUGCAGAGUGAAACUGUGAUACAGCAAGGGGAUGAAGGAGAUAACUUCUACAUUAUUGACUCUGGCGAAGUUGAGGUGCUGGUGAACGGCGAGGUGGUGACCACCAUCGGCGAGGGCGGCAGCUUCGGCGAGCUGGCGCUGAUCUACGGCACGCCGCGCGCCGCCACGGUGCGCGCGCGCACGCCGCUCAAGCUGUGGGGGCUGGACCGCGACUCGUACCGCCGCAUCCUCAUGGGCUCCACCAUCAGGAAGCGGCGGAUGUACGACGAGUUCUUGUCGCGCGUCUCUAUACUCGAAAGCUUAGAGAAAUGGGAACGUCUGACGGUGGCCGACGCCCUGGAGCCCGUGUCGUUCAACGACGGCGAGACCAUCGUGCGGCAGGGCGAGCCGGGCAACGACUUCUACAUCAUAGUGGAAGGCACGGCAGUAGUGCUGCAGCAGCGGGGCGGCGCGGGCGAGGCGGUCGGCGAGGCGGUGGAGGUGGGCCGGCUCGGGCCCUCCGACUACUUCGGCGAGAUCGCGCUGCUGCUGGACCGGCCGCGCGCCGCCACCGUGCGCGCCGCCGGCCCGCUCAAGUGCGUCAAGCUCGACCGCGCCAGAUUUGAGCGAGUAUUGGGUCUCUGCGCUGACAUCCUGAAGAGGAACAUCGCACAAUACAACAGUUUCGUUUCCCUCUCAGUGUGAAAAAAACUAUAUCUAAGUUCAAUAUCAAUCGAUCACUGCCGGCUCGGUGUGUCAUUUGACGGCAAGUAACCACUCGAUGGAUGCGCCAUACGCGUGCUGGAACUACGCGUUUAGUUUGAUGUAAACUUUACCUUUUUUCUAACUAUUUAUUAAUUUUUUGCGAGCUUAUCUUCGAGUUGGGGAACCAAGUCAUCUAAAAUUGAUCAGAACAAGCAGUUUAGUCAACUUGAACAAUCUAUACUAAUAUUAUAAAGAGGUAAAGUUUGUAAGUUUGUAACAAUUUUUUGAAAUGGGGUAAUCUUCGGAACUACUGGACCGAUUUUAAAAAUUCUUUCACCAGUAGAAUGCUACGUUAUCGGGGAGUGCUAUAGGCUAUAUUUUAUAUUUCUAUCAUAUAUAACUACUGAGAUAUCGCGGGUUUUCUCUUACAGGUCAGACCGAAAAACUUACUUAUUCGCAUGCGCUGCCUCAACCAUUGCGUAUAACUGAAAUAAAUGUAUGGAGGCUUUUUGAACCUUUAAAAUUUCUACAAAAAAGUCCGCGACACCAUAUAUCUAUCUUUUAUAUUUUAGCAGAUAUAGUACCUUUAGUACUUUAAUAAAUUAUUUAAAUUUUAAAUUAAGGUUUACGUCAUUAUUUACACAACUAAACUUAAAUCCUUAUCAAAAUAAAUUAUUCAAUAAUCACAAGGAUAUUAUAGAGAUAAGAUUUGCCCUUUACAGUAUGUUAAUUAGUUAUAUAGUUUCGGAGAUAAUACAAAAUUUCUGAAAGUCGCAGAAAUGCCGCUAUAUGACGCCCCGCGGUUUCAAUUACGUGGUUCCCGUUCCCGUGUGAAUAUGAGAACCAAACAUAGCCUAUGACACUCGCAAAUAAUGUAGCUUUCUAUUGGUAAAAGAAUUUUCCAAAUCGGUCCAGUAGAUCCAGAGAUUACCCCCGACAACAACACAAACUUUACCUCUUUAUAGUAUUAGCAUAGAAGUCGCUUGGGAAAUUAUAGUCUUUUGGUCAUAUUCUAUAUUAAGAUGCUCCAUAUAAGCACUAAAAUACUGUUUAUAGUUUGUCUCCUUUUAUGUAUGUAAGGAGUACAGACAAGCAUUUGACAGUAUAGACCACAGAUGACAUAGACAUUUUUAUCUAUAAACACUCCGUACCCAGGGGCGAGUCCUAAAAAACACACCGAUUGUGUCAAAAUGUAGCACACUAAUUAACUCCUUACAUAAUUUGAAAUUAUGAUGUUUUCUGUUAUUCUUCAGUGUUUGAAAAAUGAACUUAAUUGCGUUGAUUUAGAGUUGAAAGUUGUUUUAUUCUUUACUACUACUUACAUUUUUUUAUUGACACAAAUUGAUGAUAGCUUCGAUUUGCUCAAGACCCAUGGACUGUAAGGAAGGUCUAGAAUACCGGGAAAACUGAGGAUUUUAAAGGAAAAACUCACUUUUGUUGUUACGCCUAUAUAUUACCUAAAGAUUUAUUUCGAAAAAGUUCCAUUUGUCACUGGUGAUCUUUUGUUUUUUCGAGAAAAUCGAUUCUGUAUUAAAAGAAAAUAGACUUUUAUUGAGUUCAUAUAAAGUAAACUUAAGUUAGUAAUACGUGAUUAUUGCAAGGCAACAGUGCUAUAAUAUACUAUAGUACCUACUAUAACUGUUUUGAAAGACAAUUUUCUUACAAUACAAACACCUAAGCGUACGUCUUCAUAUAUGAUGAUAUAUCGCACCUUCGGUGCAACAAAGUCACAACAGCUCAUUUUUUAAUUUUACAGGAGAAGACUUUUAAUAUUUUUUUUGCAUUUAUUUCCGUAUUUCUGGAUAGCUAUUUAUAGUAGGUUUAAAAUUUUUAUAAAAUUAAUUGUUUAUUUUGUUUGCUAUAGUUUUACGUAAAAAUCUUAUAUUAAAUUACCAAAAAAAUCCUAAUAAAAGACAUAAUAAAAAAAUGUGUCCUGAAUUGUGACUUUGUUGCACCAGGAAUUAUUUAGUUUUAUGACUUAAGCUUAUUAUUUAGGAUAAGGUUUUAAAUGAAAUAAAGUGUCGUAAUCAAACAUAA
This is a messenger RNA of Bicyclus anynana (squinting bush brown), 3200 nucleotides long. RefSeq names its product cAMP-dependent protein kinase type I regulatory subunit (gene Pka-R1). Gene Ontology annotation, biological process: regulation of protein phosphorylation. The transcript has 7 exons. The record is from RefSeq and is a predicted model, not a curated record. Bases 30 to 1163 code for a protein of 377 amino acids. NCBI's taxonomy places the organism in Eukaryota, Metazoa, Arthropoda, Insecta, Lepidoptera, Nymphalidae. Gene Ontology annotation, molecular function: cAMP-dependent protein kinase regulator activity. Gene Ontology annotation, cellular component: cAMP-dependent protein kinase complex.